This is a messenger RNA of Nematostella vectensis (starlet sea anemone), 2075 nucleotides long. RefSeq names its product meiosis-specific nuclear structural protein 1. Gene Ontology annotation, biological process: cilium organization. The record is from RefSeq and is a predicted model, not a curated record. The transcript is spliced from 11 exons. Lineage: Eukaryota; Metazoa; Cnidaria; Anthozoa; Actiniaria; Edwardsiidae. Gene Ontology annotation, cellular component: motile cilium. The coding region runs from base 193 to 1701 and encodes 502 amino acids.
AGGCUGUUGUUUGGUUACCGUCACAAACAUCCUGAGUUCACGAAGGUUUGCAAGAUUUGAAACUGAAAUCUUCGAAGAAACAUACAAUUUAUCUCUACUUUGUCGAAAUACUCAAGCCAUAAACGAAGUUUGAAGGCGAUUUUAUAUUCUCUUCUAGAUAUAUAGUGUAUAUUACGCCUAGGAUUGAAAAAAAUGGCCUCAGUCCGCAGAAUGAAUUUGAGCCAUGCACAACAACAGAGAAUGCUUUCAGAAAACAGACGUAAGGAGAAUAUGAGGGAGGAUCAGCUCAAGAGGCUGACACAGGAAAAAGUCCUCGAAGCAAACAUGGCGAGUGAAGAAAGAAUUGAGGACAAGAGGUUUUUGAGAAGAGUUCAGCAAGAAUCAAAAGAAAGAGAGAUGGAUGAAGCUAUCAUCAAGUCUGCAGAACAGAAAAGAAUCAAAGAACAACAACAGGAACAAGAAAUCAGAUUAGCCAAAGAGCUGGAAAGAUUAAAACUUGAAGCAUUAAAAGAUGAAAAGAUGCGGCAACAGAUCAGAGAGAACAGUGUUGAGCUAAGAGAGCUUGAGGCAAAGCUAAAGGCUGGAUAUAUGAACCGUGAGAGGGCAGCUCAGCUUGCAGAGAAGAAGGUCAUGGAAAUGGACAGAGUGAAACGUGAUAUUGAAAUUAGCAAGAAAAUGGAAGAGGAAUAUGAGCGAGCACUCGUUGUUGAGCGUGAAAAAGAGAUGCAGAAAUGGCAGGAAAGUGUUAGAUACCAGACAGAACUUGAGAAACAAUUGAUAGAGAAAGAAAAGAAGAAGCAACAAGCCUAUGAAGAGUUCCUCAAGGAGAAACUUAUGAUUGAUGAGAUCGUCCGCAAGAUUUAUGAGGAGGAUGAGCGGGAGAUUGCCAACCGACUUGAAAAACAAAGAGCAACUCAGCGAUACAUUAAAGAGUUUAAGACUAAACGGGAUGAGUGGAAAGCACGUGAGCAGGAGCUUAUGGAAGAGGAGAACCGUAGAAUCCUAGAGUUUGCCCGCCUUCAGCAACAACGUGAAGAAGAACGAAUGGAGAAGAAAAAAGAACAAGAAGAAGCAAUGGCUACUGUCCAACAAAAGCUUUCGGAAAGGAUUCGCAAAGAAGAGGAAGAGAGGGAUGAAAUGGAAAGGAUACGUCUUGAGUUGUACAUUGAGGAACAGGAAGAGAGGGAGCGACAGAAUGAACAACAAGAGAUGGAGAAUAAGAUCCGUCAGCGACUGGACUUGCAGGAGACUCGCCGUCAGCAGUUAGAGUUCAAGGAGAGGCGACUUCUAGCCGAACAGGAGGAGGAGGAAGAAUUCAGGCAAAAGAUGUUGCAGAAGUUUGCUGAGGAUGAUCGUAUUGAGCAAAUGAAUGCUCAGAAGAGGCGCAUGAGGCAACUGGAACACAAGAGAGCUGUGGAAAAACUGAUUGAAGACAGGAGGAUGCAAUUCCAACAGGAGAGGGAGGCUGAGUUGGCAGCGAGACAAGAGGAGGAGCGGAUGGAGAUGUAUCGCAGACAGAUCGUUGAACAGGAGCGCCAAAGGCUGCUGCGUGAACAUGCCACCAAGUUACUUGGCUAUCUGCCCAAGGGUGUCCUCCGUACAGAAGAUGAUCUUGACCUGUUUGAUGACGAUUUUAAGACGGCCUACAAAUCACGGCAUGUGGACUUAUUCGACGAAGUGUCAUCCGACCCAAGCCAAUAGAUCCAUCUAAGUCCACGCUAUUAUUAUUUUAUAGCUUAUUUUUGAUUGUUUAAUGCCAUCAGUCAGAUUUAUAAAUUAAAGACAACCAUGUUUCAAUGUCAUGGAAAGACUAGGUCUAACGUUUAUGUAAAUAUUUCUAACAAUUUCAGUACGCCCGUGUAGUAUUCUUUAGUAGGGUCUUAAUCUAAACGCGUUUGUAAUUUGCACGAAGACGUUUGAACGGUAACUCGCUUGUAAAUAACUACAAAAAAAAAAACGAUUGGUCGGAGUAUAUCUAAAUAGCAGUGGAAGCUGGUAGGUUUUGGUUGAGGAAAUAAUCAAAUUGCUGUUUGUGAAACAUAAUAUCUGAUAUUAAAAAAAACUUUUUGUAAAAA